AUGGCCAAUUACACAAAAACUGCAAUCCUAUCCGUCUACGACAAGACAGGUUUACUUGAUUUAGCCAGAGGUCUAAUCGAGAAGAAUGUCCGUAUCCUCGCUUCUGGUGGUACUGCUCGUAUGAUCCGUGAUGCUGGUUUUCCAAUCGAAGACGUUUCUGCUAUCACUCACGCCCCAGAAAUGUUAGGAGGAAGAGUGAAGACUUUACAUCCAGCCGUUCAUGGUGGUAUUCUUGCUAGAGAUAUCGAUAGUGAUGAGAAAGAUUUGAAGGAACAGCACAUUGAAAAAGUCGAUUACGUCGUUUGUAACUUGUAUCCAUUCAAAGAAACUGUUGCCAAGGUAGGUGUAACCAUUCCAGAAGCUGUAGAGGAAAUUGACAUUGGUGGUGUUACUCUAUUAAGGGCUGCUGCUAAAAACCACGCUAGAGUCACUAUUUUAUCUGAUCCAAAGGAUUACUCCGAAUUCUUGAGCGAAAUAUCCAAUAACGGUGAAAUCUCUCAAGAUUUGAGGAAUAGAUUGGCACUAAAAGCUUUCGAACACACAGCUGAUUAUGACGCUGCGAUUUCCGAUUUCUUCAGGAAACAGUACUCUGAAGGCCAAGCUCAAAUUACCUUACGUUAUGGUGCUAACCCACACCAAAAGCCAGCUCAAGCUUACGUCAGUCAACAAGAUAGUUUACCUUUCAAAGUCCUAUGUGGUUCACCAGGUUACAUUAAUUUGUUGGAUGCUCUAAAUUCCUGGCCUCUGGUCAAGGAAUUAUCCGCCUCGUUAAAUUUACCAGCAGCAGCUUCUUUCAAGCAUGUCUCACCAGCUGGUGCCGCUGUGGGUAUCCCAUUAUCUGAUGUUGAAAAGCAAGUUUAUUUCGUUUCUGACAUUGAAAACUUAUCUCCUUUAGCAUGUGCCUAUGCCAGAGCCCGUGGCGCCGAUAGAAUGUCUUCUUUUGGUGACUGGAUCGCUCUUUCCAACAUAGUCGAUGUUCCAACAGCCAAGAUCAUCUCCAGAGAAGUUUCUGACGGUGUUAUUGCUCCAGGUUAUGAACCUGAGGCCUUGGCCAUCCUAUCCAAGAAGAAGGGCGGUAAGUACUGCAUACUACAGAUUGAUCCAAACUAUGUUCCAGAAGCUGUUGAAAGAAGACAAGUAUACGGUGUGACUUUGGAACAAAAGAGGAACGAUGCUAUCAUCAAUCAAUCAACUUUCAAAGAAAUUGUUUCUCAAAAUAAGAAUCUCACUGAGCAAGCCAUAAUUGAUUUAACAGUUGCUACCAUUGCUAUUAAAUAUACCCAAUCAAAUUCCGUAUGUUAUGCUAGAAAUGGUAUGGUUGUCGGAUUGGGUGCAGGUCAACAAUCUAGGAUCCAUUGUACAAGAUUAGCUGGUGAUAAGGCUGAUAAUUGGUGGUUCAGGCAACAUCCUAGAGUUUUGGAGAUCAAAUGGGCUAAAGGCGUUAAGAGACCAGAAAAAUCCAAUGCUAUCGAUUUGUUCGUAACCGGCCAAAUUCCAACCGAAGAACCAGAAUUGUCUGAAUACCAAUCCAAGUUCGAGAAGAUUCCAAAACCAUUUACUCCAGAAGAGAGAAAGGAAUGGUUGAGUCAAUUAACCAACGUUUCCUUGUCAUCAGACGCGUUUUUCCCAUUCCCAGACAAUGUCUACAGAGCUGUCAAAUCCGGUGUUAAAUACAUUGCCGCUCCAUCUGGUUCUGUCAUGGACAAAGUUGUCUUUUCAGCUGCGGAUUCAUUCGAUCUCGUUUACGUUGAGAAUCCAAUCCGUUUGUUCCACCAUUAG
Messenger RNA from Saccharomyces paradoxus, 1779 nucleotides. RefSeq names its product bifunctional phosphoribosylaminoimidazolecarboxamide formyltransferase/IMP cyclohydrolase ADE17 (gene ADE17). The record is from RefSeq and is a predicted model, not a curated record. Gene Ontology annotation, biological process: 'de novo' IMP biosynthetic process. The transcript has a single exon. Lineage: Eukaryota; Fungi; Ascomycota; Saccharomycetes; Saccharomycetales; Saccharomycetaceae. The coding region runs from base 1 to 1779 and encodes 592 amino acids. Gene Ontology annotation, cellular component: cytosol. Gene Ontology annotation, molecular function: IMP cyclohydrolase activity; phosphoribosylaminoimidazolecarboxamide formyltransferase activity.